Messenger RNA from Iphiclides podalirius (scarce swallowtail), 840 nucleotides. NCBI's taxonomy places the organism in Eukaryota, Metazoa, Arthropoda, Insecta, Lepidoptera, Papilionidae. The record is from the annotation of a GenBank genome assembly.
AUGGAAAUCCCUGACUCGAAUGGAUAUGUGAAUGUAACAUGGCCUAGUAAAAAUAUUCCUCAUGGUGGUAUUUUUCACACGCGAGUGGAAGAAGUCUCUAGUGCACAGCAAGAGUUCCUUAAAUUGCUCUUAGAAGAAUCGAAACUAACAAUUGCACAGAGACGUAAAUCCGCGUACAGAUUAAGAGAGAACGAGACAAAGGAAACGCCAAUAGUUAGGCAAAAUGUGAGAAUUCUGCGACCCAGAACUUCUUGUCGCCGUUCUCUUUCUGCUAUUCGGGCGUCAGGUGUUCUUGAAACAGAUUCAAUCUUUUUAAGUUACAAGCCAUUGAAGCGAGGCGAAGAUCGGGAGAAAAUGAAGGAGGGACUGGCGAAUGUCAUGGCGUAUGGCGAUAAAGGUCAACAGCCGCCGCGACCGCCGCGCCCAAUCAAACUCCCGCCAAAACUGCCUACCAAUAAGGAGAAAUGGAACGAUCUGGUAACACAAAUACGCGAGCGCGCGAACUGGUUGGCCGAGAUGGAGGUGUUGGGGGCGGCAGACGACCAUCGCGAGAUCAUACAGGACCAGAUUGCGGAGCGUAUGAGAGCGCUGGACGCGUUGGGGGUAGACAGCGAGUGUUCUUCGGUUCGAUCCAAGGGCUCUGGCUUCAGCGUCCUUGACACAGGCAGGCGGAGCGUGAGGAGCAACGGUGGUGCAACUCGUACGGGUGGUUCCAAACAAUCUACAUCAUCACUGGCUAAGAAAGAUCAAUCAAAAGGGAAAAAUAAUAGAGGGACCGAAGAGAAUGUUGAUGCUUACAGUCGCAUUACACCUUUACAAUACACUCCUCGGCGAAGAGUU